Messenger RNA from Vombatus ursinus (common wombat), 951 nucleotides. RefSeq names its product olfactory receptor 8D1-like. NCBI's taxonomy places the organism in Eukaryota, Metazoa, Chordata, Mammalia, Diprotodontia, Vombatidae. Gene Ontology annotation, cellular component: membrane. The record is from RefSeq and is a predicted model, not a curated record. Gene Ontology annotation, biological process: sensory perception of smell; G protein-coupled receptor signaling pathway. The transcript has a single exon. Gene Ontology annotation, molecular function: olfactory receptor activity; G protein-coupled receptor activity; odorant binding. The coding region runs from base 4 to 951 and encodes 315 amino acids.
AGAAUGGCAGUGGGAAAUAACACCAUUGUGACAGAAUUUAUCCUCUUGGGCUUAACAAACCAAACAGAGCUCCAGACACCACUCUUCAUUUUGUUUCUAGGAAUCUACUUAGUCUCCAUGGUGGGGAACCUCAUCUUGAUUUUAUUAAUCUGGGUCAGUUCUCAGCUUCAUACUCCCAUGUACUAUUUUCUCAGUAACCUGUCAUUCAUAGAUCUCUGCUACUCCUCUGUCAUUACACCCAAAAUGUUGGAGAACUUUGUAUCAGAGAAGAACAUCAUCUCCUAUCCAGGGUGCAUGGCUCAGUUCUUUUUCUUCCUCUUCUUUGUGAUUGCUGAAGUUUACAUGCUGACAACUAUGGCCUACGAUCGUUAUGUUGCCAUCUGUAGACCCCUGCUCUAUAAUAUCACCAUGGUUCCAUGGUUCUGCUCCCUGCUGGUGGCAGGUGGAUACAUAAUGGGGGGCACUGGGGCCAUUGCUCAUACAAGCUGCCUAGCCAGACUGUCUUUCUGUGGGGACAAUGUUAUCCAUCAUUACUUCUGUGAUAUUCUUCCCCUUCUGAAGCUCUCCUGCUCCAGCACCUACAUCAAUAAGCUUUUGGUGAUGAUUGUUGGUGGAUUUAAUUUGUUGGCUACAACUCUGCUAAUCUGGAUCUCUUACACUUUCAUUCUUUUGAACAUUCUUCAUAUGCAAUCUAUUAAGAGCCGUUAUAAAGCCUUUAGCACCUGUGGAUCCCAUCUGGCAGCUGUUUCUGUUUUUUAUGGUUCCAUCUUGGUCAUGUAUUAUAUACCAGCUUCUAAUGAUGUGACCCAGGAGAAAGCAGCCUCAGUGUUUUAUACCACAGUGAUCCCCAUGCUGAAUCCUUUAAUCUACAGUUUAAGGAAUAAGGAUGUGAAGGAUGCAUUAAGGAAAAUCAUAAAAAGCAGAAUGUUUCAAGGUCCACAUAGGAAAUAG